AUGAUAGGGGAAUCUGAUAGUUUCACCAUUUCUUUUGCGCUACCUAUUAAAAUCUUUUUUGCUGAAAUGACAGACCUUUUUCUCAGAUUUGCUUUUAGAUCUAGGUUUAUUACAAGAUGA
Molecule: messenger RNA, 120 nt
Organism: Funneliformis mosseae
Lineage: Eukaryota; Fungi; Glomeromycota; Glomeromycetes; Glomerales; Glomeraceae
Source: the annotation of a GenBank genome assembly